Solanum dulcamara is the source of this 1453-nucleotide messenger RNA. Its product is annotated as senescence/dehydration-associated protein At4g35985, chloroplastic. Bases 137 to 1234 code for a protein of 365 amino acids. Gene Ontology annotation, cellular component: plasma membrane. The record is from RefSeq and is a predicted model, not a curated record. The transcript is spliced from 5 exons. NCBI's taxonomy places the organism in Eukaryota, Viridiplantae, Streptophyta, Magnoliopsida, Solanales, Solanaceae.
AAUUUAUAAUCUUGAAAAUAAGACUUACCUGCUGAAACAUAAAUUACCCCACCCUACCCACACUCUUUUCCCUUCCUUUUUAUAUCUCAAAGUUCUUCCAAGGUGCAAAGAAAGAAACAACACCAAAAUAGAGAAAAUGAGUUGCUUUAAGACAAAGAGAUCCAAAAGUUUGCCCAUAGCCAAAACCUCAUCACAAAAACAAACCCCAAAAAUCGAGAACAUCAAACAUGAAGUUCUUGUAAACAUUCCAUCAUGCAGAGUUCAUCUAAUGGAUGAAGGGGAAACUCUAGAACUUGCCAAUGGAUUUUUCACAAUAUUUUCUAUAUCAGAAGAAGAUGUUUGUGUAGCUACAAUUAUAAAAGUUGGUGAUGAACUUCAAUGGCCACUUACAAAAGAUGAACCAAUAGUAAAGCUUGAUUCUUUACAUUAUUUGUUCACUUUGCCUAUUAACAAUGGACAUCCUUUGAGUUAUGGUGUCACAUUUUCAGAAAAGGGUAGUGGAAAUCUUGGAGUUUUAGAUGCUUUUCUUAAAGAAAAUGCUAUGUUCACUUGUUCAUCAUCAUCAAUUAGGAAAAGUGAUAUUGAUUGGAAAGAAUUUGCUCCAAGAAUUGAAGAUUAUAAUAAUGUUUUGGCUAAAGCAAUUGCUGAAGGAACAGGUCAAAUUGUUAAAGGGAUUUUCAAAUGUAGCAAUGCUUAUACAAAUCAGAUGCAAAAGGGAGGAGAAAACAUUUUACUUCCAGCUAUAGAGAAUUCUGGUUCUACUAUUACCAAAAAGAAAGGCAAUAAUACCACAAAUAAAAAUGCUGUCAAUGAAAGCCUACAACGUGUGAGGAAGCUGUCAAAAAUGACAGAAAAAAUGAGCAAAUCUAUGCUUAAUGGAGUUGGAAUUGCAAGUGGAUCAGUUAUGGGGCCUAUGGUUAGGUCCCAAGCUGGCAAAAAAUUCUUCACCAUGGUCCCUGGAGAAGUUUUAUUGGCUUCACUUGAUGCUGUCAACAAGAUAUUAGAUGCUGCUGAAGCUGCUGAAAAACAAACAUUAUCUGCAACUUCUGGUGCUGUUACUAGGAUGGUCACUAACAGGUAUGGAGAGAAUGCAGGGGAUGCAACAGAAGAUGCACUAGCAACAGUAGGGCAUUGUGCAGGAACUGCUUGGAAUGUAUUCAAAAUUAGGAAGGCACUUAAUCCUGCUUCUUCUGUCUCCUCUGGUGCACUCAAUGCUGCUAAAAAUAGAAAAUAGUUAAAAACGUAUGGAGAAAAAUGAGGGUCGAUCGUAAGCAAUCUCUCUACUCUACAAAGCUACACGUAAAGUUUGCGUAUAUUUUAUCAUCCUCAGAUCCUACUUGUUGAGUUACACAUGGUAUGAUAUUGUUGUUUGUUGUAAGGAGUGAAAAAGAUAAGUUGUUGUAAGACAUGAAAUAAUGAAAAUGACAUUGUUUUUCAAGUUGCUUGAAAAAUA